This is a messenger RNA of Oncorhynchus gorbuscha (pink salmon), 7625 nucleotides long. RefSeq names its product voltage-dependent T-type calcium channel subunit alpha-1G-like. Gene Ontology annotation, molecular function: voltage-gated sodium channel activity; low voltage-gated calcium channel activity. Gene Ontology annotation, cellular component: voltage-gated calcium channel complex; voltage-gated sodium channel complex; plasma membrane. The record is from RefSeq and is a predicted model, not a curated record. Gene Ontology annotation, biological process: sodium ion transmembrane transport; calcium ion import; positive regulation of calcium ion-dependent exocytosis. Lineage: Eukaryota; Metazoa; Chordata; Actinopteri; Salmoniformes; Salmonidae.
UUUGAGCGAGCCUCCAUGCUGGUGAUCCUGCUGAACUGUGUCACCCUGGGGAUGUUCCAACCCUGUGAGGACCACACCUGUGAGUCAGAACGAUGCAAGAUUCUGGAGGAUUUUGAUGACUUUAUCUUUGCGUUCUUUGCGGUGGAGAUGGUCAUCAAGAUGGUGGCGCUCGGCAUCUUUGGCAAGAAGUGUUAUCUAGGAGACACCUGGAACAGACUCGACUUCUUCAUCGUGCUGGCCGGGAUGCUGGAGUAUUCUCUGAACCUGCAGAAUGUCAGUUUCUCGGCAGUGAGAACAGUUCGAGUUCUGAGACCCCUCCGAGCCAUCAACAGAGUGCCUAGUAUGCGUAUCCUGGUGACCCUGCUCUUGGACACACUGCCCAUGCUGGGGAACGUCCUGCUGCUCUGUUUCUUCGUCUUCUUCAUCUUCGGCAUCGUGGGUGUUCAGCUGUGGGCGGGGCUACUGAGGAACCGCUGCUUCCUGCCCGAGAACUUCUCACUUCCUCUGUCCAUUGAACUAGAGACCUACUACCACACAGAGAACGAUGACGAGAGUCCCUUCAUCUGCUCCAUGCCCAGGGAGAACGGAAUGCGCCUGUGUUCCUCUGUGCCCACCCUGUAUGAGGAGGGAGGUCUCCAGUGUCAGAUGGACAUGAAUUCCUACAACAGCACAGACAACACCACCUGUAUCAACUGGAACCAGUACUACAGUAACUGCUCGGCGGGACACGUCAACCCCUUCAAAGGAGCCAUCAACUUUGAUAACAUCUGCUACGCCUGGAUCGCCAUCUUUCAGGUGAUCACCCUGGAGGGAUGGGUGGACAUCAUGUACUUUGUGAUGGAUUCUCACUCCUUCUACAACUUCAUCUACUUCAUCCUCCUCAUCAUCAUUGGAUCUUUCUUCAUGAUCAACCUGUGUCUGGUCGUCAUCGCCACCCAGUUCAGUGAGACCAAGCAGAGGGAGAGCCAGCUGAUGAGGGAACAGCGCAUCCGUUUCCUGUCCAAUGCUAGUACCCUGGCCUCCUUCUCUGAGCCGGGCUCCUGCUACGACGAGCUGCUCAAACUCCUGGUCCACGUCAUCCACAAGGGGUUCAGGCAGGUGAGCCAUGUCUGCCGGGCCAUGAUGCGCCGUGCUGGGAUGAACAUCGCAGCCUCUCCUCCUGCCCUGGAGAGAGAGAGAGGGAACGGGAGCCAGAGAAAGAGGAGGAAGUCUUCGAGACAGGGUUCUGUGGUCUCCACAAAAGGGGCUAUGUCCGUUCAUUACUUGGUUCACCAACAUCACCAUCAUCAUUAUCACUAUCACUUAGUGAACGGGAGUGAGGAAGUGGAGAUGGGUUCCCAUAGCAACAACGGGAGCACUGGACGUUUCAUGCUGGGUCCUCUUCCGUUGCCGACCUCUGACCUGAACUUGGCAAACGUGGUGUCUUCGGCCAAUCCCGCUCUGGGAACCGGCAGUGGCAACUCGUCAUCAGUUCGGAGUACGUUACACACAGACUGCCACCUGGAGCCCAGCACCCCCACCCUCCUCGCCUCCACCCCCUUCUCCCUGGAACCUACGCCCAUGUCCAGGCCUAUGAAGAGGAACUCGGUGCCGUUCACUGGUCCCAGACCCAAAAACUACCCCACCCUACAGCCCAACACGCUAAUGGAGUUUAGAAGUGGCAGUGUUACAACUAAUACCAUUAGUAAUAUAAACCUCAAUAUACCCUCUCUACCCCUGGAGAGAGGACCACCAAGUGUGUUAGACGCACACACACCCACAGCCCAGCUCUCACCACAUGACCUGAGGGCCAUCGGAACCCUGGACCCCUCGUUCACCUUUGACCCCGAGUCGUGCCCCUACUGUGUCAAGGCUCUGUCCGGGGAGUCAGAAGGCACAGACGGAAAUGAGACCCCCGGGGAAUCAGACAGCGAGGGCAUCUACGAGUUCACCCUGGACCUCCACCACAGGGACCGCAGGGACAGUCGGGACAGCCGUCAGCCCAGGAAGAGGCAGCGAAAGCUGGGUACCACGGUGGGGAGAGUGGUCCGGGCCUGGAGGCUGGUGUGUGAUACAUUUAGGAAGAUAGUGGACAGCAAGUAUUUUGGAAGAGGAAUCAUGAUCGCCAUUCUGAUUAAUACACUGAGUAUGGGGAUUGAGUAUCACGAACAGCCUGAUGAGCUGACCAAUGCUUUGGAGAUCAGUAACAUAGUCUUCACCAGUCUAUUUGCCUUGGAGAUGUUACUCAAGGUGCUGGUGUAUGGCCCGUUUGGUUACAUCAAAAACCCUUACAACAUCUUCGACGGAGUCAUAGUGGUCAUCAGUGUAUGGGAGAUCGUGGGCCAGCAGGGCGGUGGUCUGUCUGUGUUGCGUACCUUCAGACUGAUGCGCGUGUUGAAGCUGGUGCGCUUCAUGCCCGCUCUGCAGAGGCAGCUGGUGGUGCUGAUGAAGACCAUGGACAACGUGGCCACCUUCUGUAUGCUACUCAUGCUCUUCAUCUUCAUCUUCAGUAUAUUGGGCAUGCAUCUGUUUGGCUGUAAGUUUGGAUCAGAGAGAGAUGGAGACACUCUACCAGAUAGGAAGAACUUUGACACUCUGCUCUGGGCCAUCGUCACCGUGUUUCAGAUCCUAACUCAGGAGGACUGGAACAAGGUUCUCUAUAAUGGUAUGGCCUCCACCACUCCUGUGGCCGCUCUCUACUUCAUCGCCCUCAUGACCUUUGGGAACUACGUCCUCUUCAACCUUCUGGUGGCCAUUUUGGUUGAGGGCUUCCAGACUGAGGGAGAAGACUCCAAGUCAGUGUCAGAGGCUGAUUUAUCAUCGAGGAUGGAGGACAUGAACGGCAGUGGAAAGGAUGUGUCUGGCUCCCCGGUCCCUAUAAACGGUCAUGUUGACCUGAAGACCAGUCUGACCCCUCCUCUGAUCACCCACACUGCUGCCACCCCCAUGCCCGUUCCCAAGCUGCCCUCCGUGGUUGACCCUGCUCCGGGCUAUGAGUCCCAACGCGGCAGCAACGUCUCCAUGGACCUAGCCUGCUACGACAAGUCUCCGACCAGUGCCCGUAGCACCUCCCCUUAUGCCCCGUGGAGCUCCGCCUCUGGCUGGACCAGCCGUAGAUCAAGCUGGAACAGUGUAGGCCGUGCUCCUUCGCUCAAACGAACAAAGCGUCAGUCUGGCGAACGGCAGUCGCUCCUCUCUGGAGAGGGUGGGUCCAGUUCAGAGGAUGAUGAGGAGGGAGGAGGGGGGACAUCGGAGGGAGAUGAUGUGUCCCUCUGUCGUACCGACUCCAUGUCCCAGUCCCAACACCUACACAGGAGGAUGGAGUCUGUAGAGACCAGGGGGUCCAUAGACCUGGCCCCUGACAUACUGCUACAGGUGCCCUUCCUGUAUCGCUCAGCCAGUAUACACAGCUCCAGACCCCCCUUGCUAGGAGGCCUGAGAGCCCCAGAACGCAGUGACUGUAAUGGGAAAGGCACUCCGGCCCAGACACAGCUCUCCCUCGAGGACAACACAGAGGACGAAGCGGCAGAGGAGGAGGUUGUGGGUCGUGUCGCCAGGCUGUCACGCUGGCUGGAGAGGAAACAGCCAGAGUGGUGUCGAAAGAGAGAUACCUGGUCCCUGUACAUAUUUCCCCCAGACUCCAGGUUUCGAAUGGCGUGCAACAAGAUAAUAUCCCACAAGAUGUUUGACCAUGUCGUUCUGGUCAUCAUCUUCCUCAACUGCAUCACCAUCGCCAUGGAGAGACCUAGAAUAGAGGCAUAUAGCGUGGAGCGCAUCUUCCUCACGUUAUCCAACUACAUAUUCACAGCGAUCUUUGUGGCAGAGAUGACAGUAAAGGUGGCUGCGCUGGGCUGGUUGUUUGGUGAUAAGGCCUACCUGAGGAGUAGCUGGAACCUUCUAGACGGGUUGCUGGUGAUGAUCUCAGCCAUAGACAUCCUUGUCUCAUUGGUGUCCAACAGCAGCCCCAAGAUACUGGGUAUGCUCCGGGUGCUGCGCCUGCUACGGACACUCAGGCCACUACGUGUGAUCAGCAGGGCCCCAGGUCUGAAGCUGGUAGUGGAGACUCUGAUGUCGUCUCUAAAGCCCAUAGGGAACAUUGUGGUAAUCUGCUGUGCCUUCUUCAUCAUCUUUGGUAUCCUGGGAGUACAGCUCUUCAAGGGGAAGUUCUUUGCGUGUCAGGGAGAGGACGUGAGAAACGUCACUAACAAGUCAGACUGUAUGAUGGCCAACUACAAGUGGGUCAGACAGCAGUACAACUUUGACAACCUGGCACAGGCUCUGAUGUCUCUGUUUGUGCUGGCCUCUAAGGAUGGUUGGGUUGAUAUCAUGUAUGAUGGAUUAGAUGCAGUCGGAGUCAACCAACAGCCGCAGCUGAACCACAACCCCUGGAUGCUCCUGUACUUCAUCUCCUUCCUGCUCAUCGUCAGCUUCUUCGUGCUCAACAUGUUCGUGGGCGUGGUGGUGGAGAACUUCCACAAGUGUCGUCGCAGCCAGGAGGCCGAGGAGGCCAAGCGCAGGGAGGAGAAGAGACUGAAACGGAUGGAGAAAAAGAGACGGAAAGCUCAGAGUAAGCCUUACUACUCGGAUUACUCCCCCACACGUCUCCUCAUCCACAACAUGUGUACCUCCCAGUAUCUGGACCUCUUCAUUACCGUCGUCAUCGGACUCAACGUCAUCACUAUGGCGAUGGAACACUACCAGCAGCCCAAGGAGUUGGACGAGGCGCUGAAGAUCUGCAACUACAUCUUCACCCUCAUCUUCGUCCUGGAGUCUGUCUUCAAGCUGGUGGCCUUCGGCUUACGACGCUUCUUCAAGGACAGGUGGAACCAGCUGGACCUGGCCAUAGUGUUGCUGUCCAUCAUGGGCAUCACUCUGGAGGAGAUUGAGGUCAACGCAUCCCUGCCCAUCAACCCUACUAUCAUCAGGAUCAUGAGAGUACUGAGGAUAGCAAGAGUGCUGAAGCUACUGAAGAUGGCAGUGGGGAUGAGAGCGUUGCUGGACACAGUCAUGCAGGCCCUGCCUCAGGUGGGGAAUCUGGGUCUUCUCUUCAUGCUGCUCUUCUUUAUCUUUGCAGCACUGGGAGUUGAAUUGUUUGGUGACCUCAUUUGUGAUGAGCUGCACCCGUGUGAGGGUUUGGGGCGUUAUGCUACGUUCAAGAACUUUGGCAUGGCCUUCCUACUGCUGUUCAGAGUUUCCACAGGAGACAACUGGAACGGCAUAAUGAAGGACACCCUGAGAGACUGUCAACAGGAGAAUGCAGGCACCUGUUACAACACGGUGGUCUCCCCCAUCUACUUCGUCUCCUUUGUGUUGACAGCCCAGUUUGUCCUGGUCAACGUGGUCAUAGCCGUUCUCAUGAAGCACCUGGAGGAGAGCAACAAAGAGGCCAAGGAGGAGGCAGAGCUGGAGGCUGAACUACAGCUGGAGCUCCAGCAUGGAGGAGGGGGAGGCAGCGGGAGAUCACCCCAGCUAAGCCCUCUGGACUUGGGCAUGGAGGUGGGCGGACCUGGUGUCCCCCCCUGGAGGUCUCCAGAGAGGAUCCAGAGGAGGGCCAGCGUGAUGGUGGAUUCUCCCCAAGCAGAUAUCACCUCAAGAGACAUCAGCUCUGAUCCCCUGCUAGUCCUGGAGCCACCACUAGAGAUGGAGUUACUCGAUCCUGGGGAGUCGUUGGAAGACAACCUGCUAAGAGUACGGAAGUCAACAGUGGGGCGCACCCACUCCCUACCCAAUGACAGCUAUAUGUUCCUGUCUCAGGAGCCCUGUGGGUCCCCAGGAGCCAGCCUGGCCCCUGGUUUAGCCUCACAGACACAGACUACAGGACCACAGCACAUACAGACCAUCAACAAGACCCUGUCAGGCUCAUGUACCUCGCUACGGACCCAACCAGACGACAGACCCAGCAGUCCUCACAGCCUUUCACACUCCCAGAGUAUACACACACUCCCAGAGUAUACACACACUCCCAGAGUAUACACAAACUCCCAGAGUAUACACAAACUCCCAGAGUAUACACACACUCCCAGAUCCUCCAUGUUGCUUCCCUCUCCUCUUCCUCUUCCUUGCCCUCCCAUCUUCAUCAGCAGCCUGCUCGCCAGUUGGUCCCUGCCACCCCAGGGGCAUCCCCUCAACCGUCGCGCCCCAGGAGUGACCACACCCAGCACCCCUAUUCCCACUCCUUACCCCCUCCUCCCCUUCCUCCCACUCGCCCCUGGAGACAGGAAGAGGCCUCGGCUCAUCACCAGGGCGGGGCUGGCAGGGAUUGACGAUGUCAUCGGGGUUGGACUGGGGUCAGAGGACGGAGGUCUCGAGGGCAGUUACAAAGGUUACUGGGUUGGCCGUGGUGGGGGGCAGUUGAAGAGGUUCCACAGUGCUGACACCCAGGGGCGGAGGGUCCUUGCGCCCCGGUCACGCCCCCUGUCCUGGUUGGACGAUCCUCGUCGUCACUCAGUGGAGGUGUGUUCGUCUGUAGAGUCCAGCCCCCAGCGCAGCACCACAUCCUCGGGGUUCGUCUCCCGAGCAGAUACCCUCCAGAUGCAUUCCCAGACCACCACCCUGCCCUCUCCCCGACGCAAGAAAAAAAUGAGCCCCCUGUGUAUCUCCGGACCCCCCGAUGGACUGGAGCCCCGGUCCGGCCUCCACCCUGCCCCGGGGGGGAGGGGCCUGGGGAUGCCACCUCCCUUACAUGGCCGGGAUACCUCCUGUCUAAGGAGACGGGCACCCUCCAGUGACUCCAAGGACUCCUUUGACCUGGGGGUAGGGGAGGGCCUGGGGCUUGGGCUGUGCCAGGAGGGAGGUGGGUCCAACCCCAAUCCCAAGCUGUUGACUCUGCUGAGCUUCUCCUUCGAGAAAACAAGCUCUGAGCACUGAACACUGACAAAAACACUGAUGUAAACACAAACACUUAUGUACACACACACAGAAAGGAACGAUACACACAUGCACAUAGGCAAACAGCCACACAUCCAAACACACGAUGCACUUGGUAUCCGUGAUGAUGGUAGUCCUAGUAAUAAUGCCGUAGAGAGUAAAUAUGGUAAAACUACAACAAAGCGGUCAAAUCAACCUUGUUUUUUUUUGAAGAUCAGUGCAGUACAGUCGUAGUUUGACCAUUCCUUGUCUUUCCAAAACAACAAGAACGCAACAAUAACACAGCAUAAACAGAGAAACAAGAUGACUGAUUCUCUUCCACCAUGCCUGCAAGCCAUUGGCUGCCGGUUGACCCCAUGACCUCUGGAGUGAUGUCAGCACCAAGGACUUUGGAUAGCAACCCCUAUGGCCGCUAUAGGUACUGCUCGGUGUUAGUGGGACUUCACCCUCACACGAACAGUGGAGGUACAAAGCAAUAUGAACGUUUUUGAGACUAUUUUUCUUAAAUUAUUGGGCCAUAGUGUUUGUACAGAUGUAUAAUUGUUUUAUUUCAUUAUAUUUUGACUUUUUGUGAUGGAUUAACUUUAUCCUCCCUGUUUGUUUCAAUGUUGAAAAUAAUUGUUGGUUUGGUCCGUUUUGUUCAAUUUUUUCACCAUAGAGAUAUUUUGUAGCUUUUUUAAUUUGCUGAAAGAAAGUGAAUUAAGUGCUGAGAAUCAUGUAUUUGAAGGAAUAUAUAUAUAUAUAUAUAUAUAUAUACAUACAUGUGCAGUGCCUUCGGA